UUACCGUAUAUUACUUCGCAUUGGCAGAGAUCUGGCAUCGGAUUCGUUGUCCACAGUCCGUAUAUGUCCAGGUAAAUUAGACUUCAGACGUCCCAGUGGUGGCGGACGGAGCUUCUCCCCGUGACAAAAGGUCUAGAGCCAUUUCUUUCACAUCUAUUUUUCUACUUUAGCACCGUGCUGGACGUGUCUACCACCGAGGAUAUAUGUUCGGUAAAGGUGCGAAGCGGAAGCUGGACGAGGAUGAAGAGGGGCUGGAAGGCAAAACGGCGGAGGCGUCGCUGGCGGGAGGGGGGCUAGGUGUCGCUCCUGAGGGUCUCUCUAAAGUGUCGUACACCCUGCAGAGACAGACCAUCUUCAACAUCUCCCUGAUGAAGCUGUACAGCCAGCGGCCGCUCGGCGAGCCCAGCCUGGAGCGGCGGGUCCUCAUCAACAACAUGCUGCGCCGCAUCCAGGACGAGCUGAAGCAGGAAGGCUCCCUGCGGCCGCUGCUCCUCCCGCCCUCACCACCGCCCGACGACCCCAUGGAUGAGGGAUUCCGCGAGGCUCCGCCAUCUUUUGGUGUUUUGUCACCGGCAGCGGUCACGCAGGCGUCCCAGCCAUCUGCACUGUUGAUGCCGGCGAUCGCUCCCCCGCCUUCCCCCCACCCAAUGGUGCCUCCCAGCUUCCAGGCGUCCCCAGCCGACUCCCAUCGGUUGGAGGUCUGCCUAACUCCAGCCUCUUUACUAGAGGAGGAUGGAGGAGAUUCAGCCUUUUGUUCACCCUCCCCUCCCACUCCUCCUCUGUCACCACCCCCUGUGCCCCCUCCCUCGGCACCUAUGAGCCCCAUGGCUGUCUCCUCUCUGAGCAACAUGGAAUUGGGUCCUCCUGCAGCCAUAACUAGGACAGUAGCAGCUAAUACUACGACCAUGACUACCUCCCCAGCUCCCACACCAACCACCCAGCCCUCCCAGCUAGCGACCCUGUCCCCGCCACCCCCAGGCUCAGCCAGAGACUGCAGGACCACGGGUGCUAAACCAGAGGCAGCCGCCAUUUUCCUGGCGGAGAGCCGUUCCGCUGAGCUCCGACAAACGGACCCUCAGCCAACGCUGCCCCCUGGUGGCCUCGUAGACAUUUCCUCCUCUCCUUCAUUCCCCCCCUCCUCUUCCUCGCCCUCGGGGUUCCUCUCAGACUUGGCGCUGGACGACGUCCUGUUCGCCGACAUUGACACGUCCAUGUAUGACUUUGACCCCUGCACAACGACGGGGGCCGUGGGCGUAACGGCAGGCAGCGGCCUCACCAAGCUGCCGCCGGUGGUGACUGCAGACGACCUCCUCAAAUCACUGGCGUCGCCGUACAGCGGCCCCGCCCCCCAGGUUUCAGCCAAUCAGCCUUUCAAAAUUGACCUGACAGAACUGGACCACAUCAUGGAGGUGCUGGUGGGGUCAUGACUCGAGGAAACUGAGACUCUUUAACCUGGAAAACAGACUGGAAUGAAACAUUUGGGAUCGAUUUUCCUUUUCUUUGUUUUGUUUUCUGGUUGUUGUUUUUAUGUCGUGAGUUUUUUGUUUUUUUUUAAAGGUCGGUAAUUGUAAACAUCGAAGGUGAUGUCGGUUAGUACUACUAUCAACUACUACUUCUACACAACACUGUGCAUGCACUGUGCUCGCCUUUCCAGACAUGGAAAUAAAGUAACUGGGAAACAAUAGACACAUAUAUUUGUAUAUCUAUACUUGUGAGGACUUUCAUCAACGCCCCUCAUUUCCUAAUCCCGAAUCCUCUUUCUAUUCUUUACCCCGGAUCUAAGCCUUAACCCCAAAACUAACUGUAAAUAGUGUUUUUCUGCUUCUAUUAAGCCAUCAUUGUGGGGAGAUAUUCGCCUCACAGGUACAGAAAUACAAGUAAACCCACACACACACACACACUGUAAUUAUGGCUUUUAGCAGACGAGUGCCUUUCAAAUGACCACUUAUUCUAUUCCUGUUUUUACAGUAUUUUUUAGUUUUUCUCACUUUAACAACCAAUUGAGGUCACUCCUCGUUUUUUAAUUUAUUGUAUUAUUAAGAAAGGUAAUUUUACAUGAUCAAAUGCUAAUUAUUUAAUCGUUAUUAUAUUGGAGAUGCUUUGUUUUAAUUGUAAUGCGAGCAUUUUUGUUUUAACAUAUUAGCUUUGCUGUGGGAGUAGCUCCAAAAAACAUUCAACAGGUUGUUUGCUCUUGUGCACAUCAGUUCUGCUAAUUUCCUUCAGAUUUUGUGUUAUUUUUUCCUCCUUUCGUCUUUCCCCGUCUUAUUGGUAGUCACAUCUAACUGUGCUGCUUGCUACUUUGCAUGAGGUCAGUCAUAUGAGCUGGUUAUCGCGAUCCACUUGCAGGGGAAUUCAAAUGAGCUACACCCAUGGAAAAGCAUGUUUACAUUGGAAGAAAAGUGGCUGGUGUAGGUGAGCUGGAAAGUGCAGCCAGUGCAGCGGUUCCUUCGGGUUUGAAUCAAAGCAGGGCGAGCAGUAUUACUGAGAAUUUUCUGCAUAGUAUAUUUACUUCUCCCUGUAGCUGUGUUCAUUUAUGUACUGUUUCCAGUCAUAAAUGAUUUGAACACAGAUUUUUACAGAAGUAGGAAACCGAAACCACAGUGUUAACCUGAUGGCUGCUGUUUCAGAACACUAACCCCUGACACAGGCCACCAAACCACAAAACUCCUGGUUCAUCACUACAAAUAACACACGAUAAUUUGCCGUAUCAUUUACAUAUCUUCUACUAGUUAUUGUCUAGUUAUUGACAGUGUAUGACAAGCAUUUCUGAUCAGUUUGUAGCAGCGGUCCAUAGAGAGAGAAAACAUUACUGGUAGCAAAGCGUUCAAUGAAACAAACCCAGUGAAUACGUCAGUGGCAUUUCUGUGGGGGUGGGUGGGUUCUUAGUGGGUCUCCGUGAAUCCCUUUUCAUUCGCUUUCUGGUGUUCGUUGGAAGGUUUAAUUGUAAGUCAAGCACAUACCAGUUCAUACUGUUUGUAGAGUCUUUGUUUCUUUCACUGUUUGAAUUUUUGGAGUGUUUUUUUUCCCCAUUGAAGUUAUUUAUUCAUAUUGUUUUGUCUUUUCUGUGUAAAUAUAUUUAUUUUUGUUGUGAAAUGAACAUAUGGAUUGUAAAAGUGUGUACAGAAUGUGUGGUAGGAAUGUAUUUUAGAUAGGAAUGUAUCCGAGUGUGGAAUACUGGGUUGAAGCCAAUUUUAAAAGAAAAAUAUACAUAGGUAAUUAUAUUAUCAUGUUUUAUCUGUUUGUUUGAUGCUUUGUUAUUGAUCUGUUUGUGGGGUGGUGGCCACAGCUUUUUAGAAAAAUCUUUUGUACUUGUUUUUUUUUUCCAGUUGAAGGAAAACAGUUGCAGCAAUACUUAAAAAAAAAAAAAAUCCCAUCUCCAACCCUUCGGAUGUCAAGACUCCAAAGCCUGUCACACAUGCUUCAAUGCCAAAAGUAAUGUACAUAGCUUGACAACAUUGGAGCUCCUGGGACUUCUCAAUCAGUGUUUGUCACCGGAUCGGUUUUAGCGCUGUCUGAGCUUGUGUAGGCGGACUGACCACAGUCGAGGCUGACUUCCUCUACGAAGGCUGUAUUUUACACAGACCUCAGAGCUGUGCCUUUUUCUAUGCAACAGAACACAAACGUACAGAGAGAAAUGAUCAUCUGAUCACUGUAUUGGGUCUGCAGAUAAUUUGUAAGUGUAAACACUUCCAGUGAAAAGUUUGGCCACUAAUUCUUUGAAACGAAUGACAGGUGUCCAAAUUUUGGCUGAAACUGUCUACAUAUAUAAAAAUAUAUAUAAAUGAACAGCUGUUUAUGAAUUUGAAACAGUCUUACUUUUGUAGUUUUAUAAAUAUAUAUAUAAAUAUAAAUAUAUAUAUACAAUAAACUGUAAAAAGUG
Molecule: messenger RNA, 3880 nt
Organism: Melanotaenia boesemani (Boeseman's rainbowfish)
Lineage: Eukaryota; Metazoa; Chordata; Actinopteri; Atheriniformes; Melanotaeniidae
Gene: sertad2b
Product: SERTA domain containing 2b
Exons: 2
Coding region: 204-1427 (407 amino acids)
Cellular component (GO): nucleus
Molecular function (GO): transcription regulator activity
Source: RefSeq, a predicted model, not a curated record